This is a messenger RNA of Choloepus didactylus (southern two-toed sloth), 4715 nucleotides long. RefSeq names its product kelch like family member 22 (gene KLHL22). The record is from RefSeq and is a predicted model, not a curated record. Gene Ontology annotation, biological process: cell division; positive regulation of TORC1 signaling; protein monoubiquitination. Gene Ontology annotation, molecular function: protein binding. The transcript is spliced from 7 exons. Bases 2254 to 4170 code for a protein of 638 amino acids. Gene Ontology annotation, cellular component: polar microtubule; Cul3-RING ubiquitin ligase complex; nucleus. NCBI's taxonomy places the organism in Eukaryota, Metazoa, Chordata, Mammalia, Pilosa, Megalonychidae.
GGCGGGAGGUAUUGGGGGGUUGGGGGCUGCCGAGCCUCAGUUUCCCCGGCUGGGUCCCCGGAGAUCGCGCCGUCGGGGGCACAUCCCCGGGCCGCCACUUCUGACGACUUGAAAUCCUGGGGGAGCCGAGCAGGGGGCGCCACCGCCGCUCCCCCUGGCGCACCCCCAGGACCCCUCUCCCCGGGGAGACCCCCGCCCAGCGCCCCCGGGUCGGCGCCUCCCCCUGGAAAUGGGUCCCGUCUCCCCACUACCCUCUCCCCGCCUUGCACGUCGAGGUAGCCCUGCAUUCAGGCUGCCAGCCACCGCUGUCCGUUUUGGGGUCCCCCCCCCAGGACUUGGGGCUGCGCUUUAGAACUCAGAAUAUGGUUGUGGAGUUGGCAUAUUUUCUUUUUAAACGCUUUUUGAUUUUCUCAGACAUAAAUCCCUGAAAGUUCCUUUUUGUUCACUGCGUACCUCCUUGCACCCUAAAGCUUACUCAUUGUCCCCCUAAAGCUCUCAACAGCAGUGAGUGUAGAAGGGGCCAGAUCUGGGGUCUGGCUGGAGGGAACUUAACCUUGGGAAGGUCCUCAGGAGAGCUCACCUCUUUGUAAAGUAAAUACGGAGAGGAGCCUGCCACUGAUUCCACUCCAAAGAGCAUUCUUUAUUCCAGAAAAUUCAACAUUGGAAAGGAAUCACAAAGGGAUGAGCUGCGUUUGGCUUAGUUUUCUGUUUUGUGAGAUACUGUCAAUUACGUAAAUGUAGUUUCACUCGAAAUGCGUUUUUUUCGUGUAAGUCAGAGCAAAGAUCAAAUCGAAACUCUAUUGGUGAGUUGUGCAGCGGGGACUCAGGUUUGCAUGCACUGCUUGGAGAAUAAGUUGGCACAGGCUGUAUGCUGGGCAGUUUGGCAAUAUCCAUUAAAAUAAAAAAUAUGCAUUAAAAUUGAAAUGACCCAGCAGUUCUGUGGCUGGGUAAUUUCCCUCAGAUCUGCAUGUAUGUUACAGCAUGCAUACAGGAGUUGCCAGGCCAAACUGGUUGCAGUAGCAGACACCUGGAGGAAACCCCAAUGUCUGUCCAAAGAGGACAGGUUAAAUAAAACGCGCUAUCCCUAUAAUGGACUGUGGAGGGAUAGGAAGUUGUGCCAAAGCCAGGUGAAACGGGAUUUGCCUGUGAAUCCCCUUUUGGAUGGGUAUGUAGGAAGGUGGAGUAGUAGUUGUCUCUGGGAGAAGAUUGGUUAGGACGUAGGUGAAAGAGAAACUUAAGUUUCAUGGUGUACUUUUCUGUGCUUUUUGAACUUGAAUCACAUGAAUGUAUCACAUACUCAAAAAUAAGUGAGAAUUUUAUUAAAUAUUUCAAGCUGACAGAAACAUACAGAGAAUAAUGUACCACCUCUCCCCAUCAAAUCCUAAUGCUUUGAGUUGCCUUUGUUUUUCUUUUUUAAGAAAUAAAACACUCCCAUUAUCCUUCCUGGAGGUAAUCAUGAUCCUGAAUCUGUCAUCUAUCAUUCCCGUAAAUGUUUUUAUACUAUUUUAUACCACAACGUCCAUCUAUAAGCAAUAUAGAGCAUUGUUUUGCGUGUUUUUGAACUUUUUGUGAACAAAAUCGUACUAAUUCUACAAUUGGCUGUAGAAUGGCUCUCACUGUUUCUCUCUGCAUGGCUGAAAAUUUUUCUGUGUUGCCCACUGUAGUUGGAGUUCCAGUUUGCUCAUUUUGGCUGGUGCCCACCGUUCUUUUGAAUCACUCUCUUCAAAGCAGACAUUUCUGGGGUGGCCUAUGUAUGCUUUGCAAACGGGGCUGUAACACGGGGUCUUGAACUUGUUGCACCCUGUGUCGUGUUCCUUUAGAGCAGGGAGUGGUUUCGUUUUUCUUCACACACCGCUCAGAGCCUGGCUUAGUUCCUUAAAUUGUGCUCGGUAAAUGGACUUUGCUGCUCACGGAAACAGUCUCCCCGUUUUGUGUACUUGUGCUUGCAGUACCCGUCGAUGGGUAGCUGCCUUCCACCCCUUCUGUCUCAAAGGGUCGGGGGCUGCUGUGCUCCCAGUAGGGUGGGUCCCCUACAUGGGGGACUUGGUGCCCAGGAUUGCAGCCAGUCUUCUCUGCAGAAGAGGAAGCUGAAGGUUGGGGACGUGGGCUAAGUUCCCAUAGUCAUGUGGUUAGCGGGUGGUGCAACUCACCCUGGAAUGAGAGAGAGAUGCGUGUGAGAUAAAACUCCAGCCCUCCAGGAGCCGGAAUCUCCUGGGCAGCUGACGGCCGCGUGGCGAGCCCUGGCGUCUGAGGAUGGCGGAGGACCGGGAGCUCACCCAGCUGGGCAAGGCGCCCCUGCAGCCCACGCCCCCACACUGCGUCAGCAACACCUACCGCAGCGCCCAGCACUCCCAGGCCCUGCUGCGGGGGCUGCUGGCGCUGCGGGACAGUGGCAUCCUCUUCGACGUGGUGCUGGUGGUGGAGGGCAGGCACAUCGAGGCCCACCGCAUCCUGCUGGCCGCCUCCUGCGACUACUUCAGAGGAAUGUUUGCUGGGGGACUGAAGGAGAUGGAGCAGGAAGAAGUCCUGAUUCACGGCGUGUCCUACAACGCCAUGAGCCAGAUCCUGCAUUUCAUAUACACCUCCGAGCUGGAGCUCAGCCUGAGCAACGUGCAGGAGACGCUGGUGGCCGCCUGCCAGCUCCAGAUCCCAGAAAUCAUCCAUUUCUGCUGUGAUUUCCUCAUGUCCUGGGUGGAUGAGGAGAACAUCCUCGACGUCUACCGACUAGCGGAGCUGUUUGACCUGAGCCGUCUGACGGAGCAGCUGGACACCUACAUCCUCAAAAACUUUGUGGCCUUCUCGCGGACUGACAAGUACCGCCAGCUUCCCCUGGAGAAGGUCUACUCCCUCCUCAGCAGCAACCGCCUGGAGGUCUCCUGCGAGACGGAGGUGUACGAGGGCGCUCUGCUCUACCACUACACCCCGGAGCAGGUGCAGGCCGACCAGGUCUCGCUGCACGAGUCCCCCAAGCUUCUCGAGACGGUGCGCUUCCCCCUGAUGGAAGCCGAGGCCCUGCAGCGGCUGCACGACAAGCUGGGCCCCAGCCCGCUGAGGGACACGGUGGCCGGCGCCCUCAGGUACCACCGGAACGAGAGCCUGCAGCCCAGCCUGCAGGGCCCCCAGACGGAGCUGCGCUCGGACUUCCGGUGCGUCGUGGGCUUCGGGGGCAUCCACUCCACGCCGUCCACCGUGCUCAGCGACCAGGCCAAGUACCUGAACCCCGUGCUGGGCGAGUGGAAGCACUUCACCGCCUCCCUGGCGCCUCGGAUGUCCAACCAGGGCAUCGCGGUCCUCAACAACUUUGUGUACUUGAUUGGCGGGGACAACAAUGUGCAAGGAUUCCGCGCAGAGUCCCGAUGCUGGAGGUACGACCCACGGCACAACCGCUGGUUCCAGAUCCGGUCCCUGCAGCAGGAGCACGCAGACCUGUGUGUGUGCGUCGUGGGCGAGCGCAUCUACGCCGUCGCGGGCCGCGACUACCACAGCGACCUCAGCACUGUGGAGCGCUACGACCCCGCCACCAACUCCUGGGCCUACGUGGCCCCGCUCAAGCGGGAGGUGUAUGCCCACGCGGGCGCCACGCUGCAGGGGAAGAUGUACAUCACCUGCGGCCGCAGGGGGGACGACUACCUGAAGGAGACGCACUGCUACGAGCCAGGCAGCGACACGUGGCACAGCCUGGCCGACGGGCCCGUGCGACGAGCCUGGCACGGCAUGGCCACGCUGCUCGACAAGCUCUACGUGAUCGGCGGCAGCAACAACGACGCCGGCUACCGGAGGGACGUGCACCAGGUGGCCUGCUACAGCUGCCUGUCCAUGCAGUGGUCGUCCGUCUGCCCGCUCCCGGCCGGGCACGGUGAGCCUGGCAUCGCCGUGCUGGAGAGCCGGAUCUAUGUGCUGGGCGGCCGCUCGCACAACCUCGGCAGCCGCACCAGCUACGUGCACAUCUAUGACGCGGAGAAGGACGGCUGGGAGGAAGGGCCGCAGCUGGACAACUCCAUCUCGGGCCUGGCCGCCUGCGUGCUCACCCUGCCCCGCUCCCUGCUCCUCGCGCCGCCCCGCGGCACGCCCGACUGGAACCCCGACCGCAACCAGGCUGACCCGGACUUCGCCUCCGAGGUGAUGAGUGUAUCUGACUGGGAGGAGUUCGACAACUCCAGCGAGGACUAGGCUCCAGGGGCAGGGGCCACGGAGCCGGAGUGCCCGAUGCCGGGCACGCACAGCCCUCCUCCUGGCUCCCACCGCUCGCCUGCUCCUGCCGCCCGUCCUCGAGCCAGCCCCACAGGUGCCAGGUGAAGCAGAGCUCAUUGCUGUGGUCACCUUAGGGCGGGGAAUGUUCUAGAGGGGCUCAGGUCCUUGGAGGGCUCUGCAGGCUCCGUCCUCAGCAUGGACAAGGCUCGCUGCCACCAGCUGCCUCGGCCCAGAAAGAUUUGGGAACAGGUGGCCCCAGGUGGUGGAGGCCGAGGCACGUUGGGCCCCCUUUCCUGGGCAGAGGGGGGCGGGAAGGCAGGUGGGCCGCUCCUUGGCUGGGUGGGCAAGCUGCCCAGCGGCCAUGGGCUUUGGCGGUCGGAGCCCCCAGGCAGUGAGGGCGAGCAGUUGCAUAAGGUAGUCUGGGACGGGUCCUAGUGGAAAUACGUGCCCCUGCAGCUGGGUUUUUCUGACCCCAUGUUGUUGAUAAAUGAAAUAAACUUAUCUCACAAGAGGUUUUAAUGUUU